This is a messenger RNA of Zophobas morio, 1188 nucleotides long. Its product is annotated as odorant receptor Or1-like. Lineage: Eukaryota; Metazoa; Arthropoda; Insecta; Coleoptera; Tenebrionidae. The transcript has 6 exons. Gene Ontology annotation, cellular component: plasma membrane. Gene Ontology annotation, molecular function: olfactory receptor activity; odorant binding. Bases 1 to 1188 code for a protein of 395 amino acids. Gene Ontology annotation, biological process: sensory perception of smell; detection of chemical stimulus involved in sensory perception of smell. The record is from RefSeq and is a predicted model, not a curated record.
AUGCAUAAAGGAGUAGCAGAACAGAUGCAUCGGCUACAGGUUCCGAUGGGUACCUUCGAUUGGAAACUAACCAUUAAAACAAACAUAACCAUGUUAAAAAUAGUCGGCUUAUGGCCUGUAGGUGACGAAACUUACACAUUUAGCCUCUACACCCUCUACACUAUCAUAUCUAUAUUUACAUUUAUCUACUGCCACAAUUUCUUUCAAGUAUGCAACAUUUUCUUUAUUCUGGAUGAUCUUGAAGCAUUAACAGCCACGGUAUUCGUCUUACUGACCGAACUUCUCUGCAUCUUGAAAGCGUACUACAUAAUCCAAAACAUGAAAAUCCUCAAACAACUAAUGGUGACUCUUAACAGCGAAAUGUUUCAACCGAAAAACUUAAGACAGAGGGACAUAGUAGAACCCAGUUUGAAUUCGUGGAAAAUGGUAUAUACCGUUUUUGGUUCGAUGGCUUUCGGCACUCUUUUCUUUUGGGCGACUUUUCCGUUUCUCGAUAAGUUGGUACAACAGCACAAACUACCAUUUUUAGCUUGGUAUCCGUGGGAUACCAAAAUUUCCCCGUUUUACGAAAUCACUUAUGUUUAUCAAAUGGCGAGUAUCUCUUUUAUUUGCUUGGUUAAUUUGAACGUUGAUACGUUGAUUGCUGCUUUGAACAUGUAUACAGGGGCACAGUGCGACAUUUUGUGCGAUGAUUUGAGACACAUUCAUGAAUUUGCUGAUGUCAAUGCGAGGUUGAUAAGUUGUGUGCAACAUCACAAAGCGAUUUUAAAAUUUGCUGCAAAUUCGAACCAGUUCUUUAGCUGGAUAGUUCUAGUUCAAUUUUUCGUCAGCGCAGUUUCUAUUGGUAUGACAAUGUUUCAACUAACUGUGGUUGCUGCCUUCAGUAGUCAGUUUUAUUCUUCCAUAUUUUAUGCAAAUGCUGUCAUAGUUGAAAUUUUCAUGUACUGCUGGUUUGGGAAUGAAGUCGAAAUUAAGAGUAGUAAUAUUCCUUACGCUGUUUUCGAGUCAGACUGGACCGAGGCUUCUUUAGAAGUACAAAAGAAUAUGGUGUUUUUUAUUUUAAGGUGUCAAAAGCCAAUUAAAAUCUCGGCUUUGAAUUUGUUUUAUCUCACACUAGACACAUUUGUGAGGAUAAUGCGAACAUCGUGGUCGUAUUUCGCUGUUUUGCAUCAAGUUAGUGAAGAAUAG